AUGAUUAAUCUGAAAGUUGUGAUGGAUACAAACGAGCAUAUUGUAGAUGACGAUAUAUGCAUUAAAGUUCCACAUAGGAAUAAAGCGAAAAAUGCUUAUUUUAAUUCAAAGAAAAAGAAAAAUAUUUUUACUGAAAGUGAUCAUCUAGUUGGAACAUGCACGCAUCAAGACGAUGACGAUGAAGAUGAAGAUCAAGAAUACGAAAUAACGAAUUUUUGCGUUUACGAUGAAAAUUUUGAGUAUGCACUUAUAUCUGAUUUGCAUGAGGUUCGGGGGGACAUAACUUAUUAUUGGAAUGCAACUGUGACUAUUGAAGAUGAGGAAUUUGAAUGGGAAGAGGUGCCAUUAAAAGAAAUUUCUAUCGGAGGUUAUGGCAUCGAAAUGUCUGAAAUUACGAUAUGGUUUAAAUCUUUAAGAGAUAAAAAUCUUUGGUAUCGACUUAAAAACCCACAUCCCGAAUAUGAAAAAAUAUUUCAAGUCUUCUACUGGAAAGCCACGCUAUCUAAAUAUUUUAUCGAUUACAUUGAUUUUCGCACAUUUUCAAACGAAGAAGUCCGAUUUUCGGAUUUCAAAUCAAAUUUCUACAUUUGGUUAAAUGAAACCUGGACGGAUGAUGAAAUUUAUGAAAAAUGGAUUUCUUACGUGGGUACAAGAACCGACUUUCGGUCUGCAAUAAUAGAGUGUGCUCGAUUUUUGUGGAAUCAAGCUAUUUUUCUUGAUGAAAAUACUUAUAGAACACUCAAGAUAUUUCAAGAGCUUGGACAGGUGACUUCUAAAGGUCCUGGGGGUCACGAAGAGGAAACUGUCGUCACACCGACGGUCUAUCGUUGGUUCAAAGACAUAUUCGGAGAUAAAUUAAAGAUCGUUGAGAAUGAAGACAAUAUAAUUCGGGAUGCUAAUGAAUCAUCAUUAAGCGAUAAGAUCCGCGUAAAAAAUCGAGAAUUUAAAACAAUUAGCGACUCUAAACCGACUUUUUUCCCACAAAAAGACGGAAUAUAUCAUCAAGUUGAAAUAGAUUCAAUGAUUUUCUCUAUUGGUGAUGUCGUGGAAUUACAAAACGAUAUAGGGUCUGAAUGGACAGAUGGCGAUAAAUGGUUAUGGCAAGUACUUGAUUGUUUUGUCUUUUAUUCUCUUAGCUUGCUUGUAUUAAAAGGUCGAAUUUAUUAUUAUAGUUUAAUUACUGAAUUCAUAAAAAAUCCAAAUAAUGAUGCACAAUUUCGUAUGGUUUGGAUGUACACGAGGUCGCAAACGGUCCUCUCAAACCUUGAUGAAGAUCAUCAUCGACAAUCACGAAAAGAACUAUUCUUUACCAAACAUUGUGAAUGCGAUAAAGCUCAACUUCUGACUAGCAUAAAACAAAAAGUUAGGGUGAACUUCUUUACAAACUCUUGUCCCAGGGAUUUUCUAACCUUACCGAAAGAAUUUUUGAAACCGAGUCAACUUCCACGUAUUUGCGAUUGCGCUGCUCCGAAGAAUCUGUUCAAAAAUUUUAUAGAAAAAUACGAAGUUGGGGAUUGUAUACUUGUAUCUCCUCAAAAUAAGGAUACCGAAAACUUAUUAACCGUCGCAUGUAUCGAAGAGAUCGUUAAAAAUCGACAAACUAUAAAGUUACGGCGGUUUUACCGGUGGUCUGAGGUCGAAUUAUCGAACAAGAAAUCAACUCAUCAUCCUAUCAACGAAUUAUUAUAUUCAAAAUAUAUUUUUGAAUAUAAUAAAUUCGAUAUAGACAUUCGACUGUGCCAUGUAGAAUACCUAAAAUUCGGAGAUCCACAACCUGUAAAUCUUCAGCAUCGAGGAUCGGCGAAUCAUUUUUUCUUUUCUAGACAAUAUAAUUUUGAAACAAAAGAAAUCAAGCCGCUCAAAUCUUCAAAAUUCGCUGACAUAUUCCCUGAUUAUUAUUACAAAGUAUCGGAUGUGGAAAAAUUGAGAGGCUUAGAUCUAUUUUGUGGUGGUGGUUCUUUAGGUCGUGGAUUCGAGGAUGCCGGAUUCGUAGAAUGUCGUUGGGCUGUAGACAAAUAUGAGGCUGCUCUAAAGACUUAUCGUGAAAAUGCAUCAGAUGAUGGUAUUACUAUUAUUCACGAAAGUGUUAAUAAAGUGUUGAAUGAUGCUAUAACUCAACCAAGGCAAACCAAAUUUCCAAAAAAAGGUGAUGUCGAUAUUAUCCUAGCAGGAUCGCCGUGCCAAGGAUUCUCGAGAAUGAAUUAUCAUAAGUAUAAUGAUAAAACUCAACAGAAUAAUUCCUUGGUGACAUCGGUGGCUUCAUUCGUUGACUAUUAUCAUCCAAGAUACUUUCUUUUGGAAAACGUUGCGAUUAUGGCUAAAUCUCUAAUAUUUAUGCGGCUUGUUGCCUGCUUGCUUGAAUUAGGGUACCAAAUCAGAUUUGGGCUAGUUUCUGCGGAAAGCAUGGGUUGUGCUCAGUCUCGUUGCAGAGUAUUCUUAUGGGGUGCAGCAGAGAACGAAGUUCUUCCUGAAAUGCCACCUAUAACACACCAGCUCUCAAAAUCCUAUAGGGGGUACGCAACAACAUUUAAACUCCCCAAUAGAUCAAAGUUGGAUGGCAUAGCUGUAGAAGAAAACCCGAUAACGAGUUUCCCAUUAAUCACCGUAAAAAAACUAAUAGGAGAUUUACCCGAGUUGGAUACCGGCAUUCUUUGGAAUCCUCAAUAUCCUGACCAUAUUUCACACAGGAUAAAUUACUUAUCAAAAGAGCUGCUAAGAAGAAUACCUUCGAUUGGAAACGCCGAUUAUUAUUCGGCUCGGAAAAUGGACCUUAUCCCUGAAAUUUUUCAUCAUCCUAGCUACGAAGCAAAAAAGAAAAAAUACGCAGAUAAUUGGAAACAGCUUAACUACCGGUAUUGUCAGCGUAUAAACGGCGAUGGCGUUUUUCCGACGAUUGCUACAUGCACGAAGCCUAACGGAAUCCAUCCUCAGGUUAUUCAUUAUGAAGAACCUCGUACUUUGAGUGUGCGGGAAGCAGCGCGGGGUCAAGGGUUCUUAGAUUCAGAUAUAAUCUGCGGAUCAAUAAAUGAUCAGUUCAAAAUUAUUGGAAACUCGGUUCCGCGAAAUGUAGCAUUCUCAUUGGGUUCAGAACUAGGAAAAGCAUUAACGGAUCCGCAUCAUAAAUCUUUAUCGGUGAAUUUGUUAAAUAAUUAA
This is a messenger RNA of Ambispora gerdemannii, 3153 nucleotides long. NCBI's taxonomy places the organism in Eukaryota, Fungi, Glomeromycota, Glomeromycetes, Archaeosporales, Ambisporaceae. The record is from the annotation of a GenBank genome assembly.